GACUUCGACAGGGCUCCGAAGACAACCACCGAAGACUUGUAACAAUGAUGAAGAUCGCUGUUCUCCUCGCCCUUGUGGCCGUAUCCUUUGCUGACAAGCUGCCCCUGACCAACCUCCCACCAGUAGCCAUCAUGAGGCAGACCCAGGUCAACCCAGAUGCCCUCGGUGCCCACAGCUCAGACUUCGAGGCCGAGAAUGGCAUCGUCUUCCAGUUCUCUGGAUCAGAGGGAGCCACUGGUGGUUCUAACAUGAUUGGUUCUUACAGCUACCCACAGGAAGACGGCUCCCUGGCUACAGUCUCCUUCGUGGCCAACGAGAACGGAUACCAGCCCCAGUCUGACCUCCUGCCAGUGGCCCCAGCCUUCCCCCACCCAAUCCCACAGUUCGUCCUCGACCAGAUCGAGUUCGCCAGGCUCGAGGACGAGCGUAAGGCUCGUGAAGGAAACAAGGCUUAAGUGAACAUCGAUCUUCAUGCUUUAUCGAAAGGAGUUCCUCGAGAACAGUACGAAUUUUUUCUCCGACUGAGUUACCACUUGAGUGUUUCGUGUGCCCUUGUUUUGUGCAACGAUGUAUUUAUUACCGACGACGAGAGAUGUGUAAAUAUACUAGUUUAAACAGUU
This is a messenger RNA of Macrobrachium nipponense, 620 nucleotides long. RefSeq names its product cuticle protein AMP4-like. Gene Ontology annotation, molecular function: structural constituent of chitin-based larval cuticle. The transcript has 3 exons. NCBI's taxonomy places the organism in Eukaryota, Metazoa, Arthropoda, Malacostraca, Decapoda, Palaemonidae. Bases 45 to 455 code for a protein of 136 amino acids. Gene Ontology annotation, cellular component: chitin-based extracellular matrix. The record is from RefSeq and is a predicted model, not a curated record.